GUGAUCGAUGCCAGCUACACAUCACAAACCCAGCCUGAGAGCUUUUCAGACAGCUCUCGCGGUGAGGUAACAUGGCACACCCUGCUCUCAGCUCCCAAGACCUCAUCUCAAGACAUGUCCGCUGGUAUCGCUAGCUGUCCUGCAAACACUGGCUACUUGGCUCACCACCGCCACACUCAGUCAGAAAUCUACUAUAUCAUUUCUGGCAAGGGCGAGGUUACUGUUGAUGGCAAGGUUCAUGCCGUGUCGGGAGGCAGCACGGUAUUCAUUCCUGGAGAUGCCGAGCAUGGUAUCAAGAACACUGGAGACCAGGAACUGAAGUGGUUCUAUGUGUUCCCGACCGCCAGUUUCAGCGAUGUCGAGUACCGAUUCUCGGAAGUGGAG
Molecule: messenger RNA, 384 nt
Organism: Aureobasidium melanogenum CBS 110374
Lineage: Eukaryota; Fungi; Ascomycota; Dothideomycetes; Dothideales; Saccotheciaceae
Product: RmlC-like cupin
Exons: 1
Source: RefSeq, a predicted model, not a curated record